Molecule: messenger RNA, 1122 nt
Organism: Ipomoea triloba (trilobed morning glory)
Lineage: Eukaryota; Viridiplantae; Streptophyta; Magnoliopsida; Solanales; Convolvulaceae
Exons: 3
Coding region: 1-1122 (373 amino acids)
Molecular function (GO): catalytic activity
Source: RefSeq, a predicted model, not a curated record
AUGGAAAUGUCUGAAGCAACGCCAAUGGGUAAUGGUGACCGUUUGGUUCACAAGGAUUUGGUUAUGGGCGACCGCCCGAAUUUUGCACCAAAUCUAGUCUGUCUACUUGAACCAAAGGUGUCGGGCGACCAAGCUAAUCGGAUUUGCAUUGGUUUUGGUUUUGAGGACUGGCUUAGAGUGGAGGCGGUAGGAUUCUCCGGGGGAAUUUGGAUCUUUUGGAAUAGCCCUUUGGAGGUUCAAGAAGGAAACGAUCCACCUUGGGUGCUAUCAUUAGUUUAUGGUAGCCCAAACAUAUCGCUUUGCAAGAAAUUAUUCACAGAACUCACAUCUGCUGACUUUAAUCAUCAAUCUUGUUGGCUUGCCUGCGGUGACUUCAAUUCUAUUACAAGUAUAGAGGAAGUAAGCAACUCAUCGUGCUUCAACUCAUCAAGGUGCUCGGACUUUAGGAAUUGGAUCUUUCGCGAAGGGCUAAUUGAUCUGGGAUAUAUAGGCUCUAAAUUCACUUGGAUGAGAGGGAUUAAUUCAGCAUCUUUUAGAGGGGCAAGACUUGACCGAGCCUUAUGCAACGCUGAUUGGAAAUUCAGGUUCCCGGAGGCAGUAGUAGAACACCUUCCCAUGAUAGACUCGGACCAUUCACCUCUCCUCAUCUCAUGUACCCCUAAGGCCGCGACAACAAGGAAAAAACCGUUCAGGUUCAAUAUGGCAUGGGCAACUCAUGAAGACUUCAUCAAUUGCGUCAGAAGAACAUGGAUGCCCGAGAAACAGCUAGAAGAAAAUAAAACAACUAUGGCGGAAGCUCUAUCAAUUUGGAAUAGGUCUACUUUUGGUAACAUCUUCCAAAGGAAAAAUUGGCUUCUAAGCAGAAUCAAAGGAAUUCAACGAAGCUUAACAGUCCAGGCUAGAAACGACCUGCUAAGAUUAGAAAGGAAAUUGAGGGAGGAAUUACAAUCGACCCUACAGCAAGAAGAACUCAUAUGGUAUCAGCGGUCGAGGGAGGAGUGGAUUACAUCCGGUGACUGCAACACGAGAUUCUACCACUUAGCCACCUCAGUGAAGAAGAACAACGUGAAGAUCAACUCCCUCCGGGCGGCGAAUGGCGAAUGGAUUUCAGAUAAUGAAUGA